Molecule: messenger RNA, 9577 nt
Organism: Haplochromis burtoni (Burton's mouthbrooder)
Lineage: Eukaryota; Metazoa; Chordata; Actinopteri; Cichliformes; Cichlidae
Gene: znf385a
Product: zinc finger protein 385A
Exons: 8
Coding region: 5125-6375 (416 amino acids)
Cellular component (GO): nucleus
Molecular function (GO): zinc ion binding; nucleic acid binding
Source: RefSeq, a predicted model, not a curated record
AAAGAGAGGUAUUGGAGGUGUCAGCCAGCCUCCUUAGUAUUCACUCCAACACCCUGUGACUCACAGCCUCAGCCUGAGAGCGUGAGAAGGGUAGUGGUGGAGCUAGAGAUAGAAGAGAAAGAGGGAAAGAGAGAGCAGGACAAGAGGAGGCACAAUGAACAUCAGGCAGCAUUUUCUGUAGCCCCAGGCUCACGUGUUUAUAUCUGUAUGUGUUUGCAAGCAUGCCCGCCCAAGGGGAUUAAUUUUUUGACAGCUUUGUUAAGCCUUCUCUUAAGCGCUGAGCUUCUCAAUAACAUCGUGGCUGUGUGAUUUUCCGAAUGUCUCUCUGUGAUUUCUCUUCACAAGGGAAGCUGGAGAGAGAGACAGAAAGAGAGAGGCAAAGACUAGUGCUCAACAUGACAGCAGGCAUUCUUUGAGUGGCUCCUCGGUGUGGAGGAAGUGGACCAUAAGAAGCUGGCUGUGAAGCUCCUCUUCAUUCACUGACUGCAUUGCAUUGGUCGAUAGUUAAAUUUUUCCACAGCCCAUUUUCUGUGUCCGACUCUGUCUGUCUUUGUCUCAAUAUUCAAUCCUUCUGGUUGUCUCUUCUUGUCACUCAAUGUCUCUUCAUUCCUCUGUCAGUUUGUAUUUAGUUUAAUCUCUGCCCCUCCUUCUUCUGCUUCCUCCGCUCUGUCGCUUUCUAUUUCAUCUCUCCUUUUUGCUUGCUCCCCCCCAGUCCUACUCCCAGUCUCAAGUCUAUCCCCUUUGAUGAAACCACAGAUGUUGAUAAGAAUGUGUAACUUUGUCUGGGUAGGUUGAAAAGAUGGAGGGAGGAAAGGGAGAGAAGCACAAACGCGCACAGCGUUAAGGUUAAUCCCCUUACAAGUCCACACACACAUGGAGUCAAAGGGUAGCGAGGCGGAGGUAAUAAACAGCGAAUGCAACAGACAGAAAACCAGGCUCACUGUGAGGGGGAGAUGGGUGAGGACAGUGUGGCAAAUAAAAGUGAGAAAUUGGUUUUGGGAGACAGCUUUUUCAGUCAAGCUCUGUCUCCCCUUCAUGACUUCCACUCUGCAUGAUGACAAGUGCCUGCUGCUGUUCCCAUUGGUCGAACCUGCCACCAAUCAGAGCAGAGGCAUGUAAGGUGCCUUUAGGUUAUAUCCAAUCCCUAAAAAACAAGGAGCAGAGAGAGGGAGAGAAAGCCAGAAUGGGAAAGGGAGUUGUGUGCUUCAUAGAGAGAGACCAAAGCAGAUGUUGACUUUAAAGUAGAUCGAACUGCUUUCCUUUUGAAGUGAUACAGUAGACAGGAAACUGGUUGUCAGCUGUUUGUUGGAGACCACACCACAAUUCCUCCUGGCUGCUGUGGAGAAGAAGAUCUUGGCUCUGUAGUCUCCCCCCUGCCAGCGUGAUUGGCUGUCACACUUUAGGCUCCCCCUUCUCUCUUUUUCUUCUUCACUCUCUCUCUCUCUUACUCUCUCUCUCUCUCUCUCUGUCUCCUCUGUGCUGUCCUGAGGCUUACCUGAGCCAUCACUGCAGAAACAGAGGACCCCCCUCCUCACACACACACACACACACACUCGUGCUGUUUCUCUCUCACACUCAGUUUUUCACCUGGAUAGGGCAGGCGCAAGGGACGGCAUGUGCAGCAGCAGCAGCAGUCUCUCCUCACAUCUAGCGCUACCUCUCUGAGUUGCCUCUUUCUGGAGAGUGGAGAGCAACUCUGAAAAAGACAUUUUGGAGCCAUUGUACACUUGGAGAAAACAGGAGAGACGGGGGGCAGUGAGGGAACACUUGUCAACCCAGGGACACCAAAGGCAACGCACAGCAAUGAUUUUGGGUGAGUUGUUGCUUUUUGGCGCAUCGGAUUUUAGAAGACAUCAGUCAGGCUGUUGAAUCACUAAUCCCUACUUAAACUUGGCCACCAGCAGCUCUGUUUUAUUUAUUUUUUUAGUAGUCUGCUUGGUUUUGAUUGCACAGAGACAUCUGUCAAUACCAAGCGCCUGGGUCAACCUCUAAAUUACAGAUAGUGUUUGUAAUUACGCUAAUAGUGUGCCAUUUAUGUGGCAGGUGUGAGUGAUGACAUAGAAGGUCAAAGCAUUUGCGCUGGACUGUAUCAUUAUGGUCUGUUUGGUCACAUGACCAGACUCCACCACUCUCAUGUUCUGUCAGAAGGGGCUAAGUGACAAAGAUGGUUUCAGCUGAACUUGGUGAUAACUGAUGUCAUGCGGUUUUAUACAAACAGUCAGUGAAGAAUUCGUGACUUUCUUCUGAUGAUUUGUUACUGUGGCACUCAAUUUCUCCUCAACCUUGCAUUGCUGCCAUCCUGAUUAAUGAUAAGCGUCCAAGUCAUCAAACACAUUUUAAAAAGAAGAUUCAUUCCUUAGCAUGCAGGAGAGUAUAGAUUCCAGUUACUAGACAUUGUUGUGUUGUCAGUCAGCCAGCACUUUCUUCUUUAGUAUGCUGGUCUCAUAGUGGCCAUGUCUAGGAGAGGGGAUUCUGUGUGGUCUGUGUGUGCUUUGCAUUCGGCUUGUAGAUUCAUACAGAGGUUUUAAAAGGAAAUUCGCUUGUAAAAAUGUUCUAGAGUCUUCUUAUUUGCACAUGGCCAUGACUGUGAAGCCGUGUGUGCUUACUGCCCAUGUAUUACUUCGAAAUGUGUGUGUGCGUUGAUGCACGCUCUCCCGGAGAGGCCACUUUGUUUUAACGCAUGCCUGGGCUGAUUCAGGCGCAGUUCUGCUUCUCUGCUCUCCCGGCAGGCAUGUUUUUCAAGCAGAUAACUUUAAUGAUUAUGGGGAGUCAUGCAGUCUGAGGUGUGGGAGCUCAAAGUGUGUGUGUAACUGUGAGCUAAAGGUUUUCAACCAGUCACUAAAGUUUUUUAGAACAGCCAUCAAAGAGAUAACUUUUUCACUUUGGGAAGGUUUGUAAUUUUUGUUAAAUAACAUUAAAAUUUAUCUCUAUUUUAAGGGUUAUAUUUUGCACUUCUGAAGCUGGUUAAAAAUGAACAAUUCGACUUGAGCCUCAUGUAACAGACAAGUACUGUCUUGAUCAGGUUGCAGGUGGUAGCAGCUCCCGUAAAUGAUAUUUGGGUAGGACAUCUUGACACCAACAUCCCCCCCCCCUUCAACUACAACUCUGCUGGUUGAGGUUAAACUUUAGCGUAGUUAUUGGAGUGUGUGUAUUUGAAUUUUGAUGGAAGCAAUAUCACACAGAACGUAACUUCUGUUGUGCAGUAACAUAAAUUUGGCCUCUGCAUAAAGACUGAUGUCAGUGUUAAUCGGUUACACCACAGAUCUUUUUUCUAUUUUACAGAAACGGUGAUAAUGAACUGUAGCUCUAACGUUCAAAAUCUGUGUGUUUCUCAUUGCAUCUAAUGAUUUGUCAAACCUUUCCACUUCACACCUGCCGAAAAAGCUGACCCAAGGCUUCUGCUUAUUAAGUUGUCACUCAGAUAGGCAUCUUUCAUUAUUUCUGUCUGAACACUGAGAUUUUCUCGUGCCUAACAUUCUGCUCCAUUUGCAUGAUGAUGUGGCUACUGAGUGAUUUGACAUUUCUAGCUUUCUUCUUCUGAAAAGGGUAAUGUCAUUGUAAUGACCUUUACAAUUCUGGCACUGGUUGAUGUCGACCUCCAAUCAGCAAAUUUCCUGAUUAAGCUCCCUGAUAUAAAUCUGCAACGUUGUGAUAACAUAUCUCAAUUGGAAAUGUGUGUCGUUAUAAAAAUGCAGUUAAAGAAAGAAAUGUGUUUUUGAGUAUGCCUGCGAGAACCGCAUGCUCCAGCGAUUGUGUCUGCAUGGCUACUGGUGUUUUUCUCUUUCCACUGUUUUCUGUGACCUUGAGCAAACAACCUUUACCAGUGCGGCUCUGUCCCUGAUGCUGUACACAAUUCUAUUGUAAUUAGCUUUGUCGGCAUUCUGGAGGCCUGACAGAGGCUUUUGGCUGCUGUAAUAGUAAUGACAAUUCUGAAGUUGAUCAUUGCAAUGGCAGUGUGCUUAUAUACAAAGCUGCAGGCAGCCAGCAUAGCUGUCUGCCUGCUGUCUGUCUGUCUGGCAUGGGCUCUGCACCGAGGUAUUGGUAUGAGACUGCUGCUGGUCAGUACAUGCGUGUGCGCGCAUGUGUGUGUGUGUGUGUGUGUGUGUGUGUGCGCGCGCGCGUGCGUGUGUGCAUGUCUGUGCGCGUGUGCAUGUGUGUGUUUGUGGAUAAAAAAGAGAGAGAAACAGCAAGAGAACAAUGGCGACCUAAUAACGAACAUGAUCACUGGGCUCCUGUUAGUGUAGAGCUUCUCAGUUGACUGUGGAGUCAUGGUGAUCAGCCGCCAUGAUGUCUAGCACAAACCAUCUACGCCUGGAGUGAGUUCCUGGUGUGGAGUCCACAUUUAGACAGGAACUGUCUGUAUUGCCCUCUUACUGUCACCAGAUAUUGCAUAGUGACUGUCUGACAAGCAUUCCUGGUAAAAUCUACUUUGUUAGCAUCAUUGCAAAGUUUUUGGGGGAGGACCUGUCAUGUCAUGAGCAGUUCAUGUUUAAACGUUGCUUCAUGUCUCAUCUGUCUUGUCUGUUUGAGUCAGAUCUGACCUCCCGAGCUCAGGGCCAUGCAGCCAAUCUGUCUCUUUGUUUUUGUGUUUGAGCGUCCACUCCUACCUCAUCUGUCUCCAUAAAGUUUAUCUUUCUGUUCCUGUCUGCAUAGCUAUUGCUUAUUCCAUUCACCGAGCUCUGCAACCCCCUUCUUUUAAUUGACUGCACACACCUGGUUCCAGAGGUCAAGUCAAAGACAUCAUAAAAAAAUGUGUUUGAGCAGAUCAGCAAUGCUCCCCAUCCCCAUUUUCUUCAUGACUGUGCUGCUCUCUUUGUUUAUGUCAAAGUGACAUAGUAAUUAUAACUCAUUAAUGAGCCAGAUAUUUGGUAUUCAUGCCCCAGUAUUUUUCCUCUAUGCUUCUUUGCAUAUCCAAGACAUAAGGGGAAUACUUGAGAGCUGCUGGAACUGCAGGAAUUCUGCAACCCCAUUUUCUACCUUUCUGCAAAGUGGACCUUUGGUUUCACCAGUUUGUGUUGUAGAAUAUCAUGAUGCCAUUCAGCAGGAAGAGGAGGCAUCAAUCGAGCUGGGGCAGCAGUGCCGACAUUCUUACGGACCCCCACAGUGAUCCAACCCCACUUGGACAUGAAGCCCUUCCUGCAGUUCCCAGUGGAGACCCCCCCUCCUCCACACAGCAUGAGCCUCUUCCACAACUUCAAUACGAUGGACCCGGUGCAAAAGGCUGUGAUCAACCACACAUUUGGAGUUCCUCUGAUCAAGACCAAGCGACCAGUCAUCUCCUGUAACGUCUGCCAGAUCCGCUUCAACUCAGAGAGCCAGGCAGAAGCCCACUACAAAGGGAACCGCCAUGCCAGGAGAGUCAAAGGCAUCGAGACCUCUAAGAGUCGUCCUCAAGAAGGAGACAAACCUCACACCCUGCCCCCCACCUCCUCCCCAUCUCCGCCUGGAGCUCCUGGCACAGCCCCAGACAGUGAGCCCAGCAAAGCAGAUGAAACACGGCCUAUGUCACGGAUAAAUGGACCCUUACUGGCACCGGGGCCCCUUCCACCUCUUCAAACCCCACCUACCCCACCCAUGGAUUCCCCUGUGCCAUCAGUGUGCCCUCUCAUUCCCACCCCUACUCCUCCACUGGUCCCCCCGACCUCUUCUUCCCCAGGCUGCGGGAGCAGCCUCACCAACUCAGAGCAGGUUGGAUCAGGAACCCCGGUUUCAGGAGCCGUUGGCAUUUCGGCUUCAAACAGCCCAUCCAACCCAGAGACCGAGGAGGACAAGGCCAAGAAGCUGUUGUACUGCGCACUGUGCAAGGUGGCUGUGAAUUCCUUGUCACAACUGGAGGCGCACAACAAAGGUACGAAACACAAAACUAUCCUGGAGGCACGGAGCGGGCUGGGCCCUAUAAAGGCAUAUCCUCGCCUGGGCCCCAAGCCCAGUGGAGAGCAGGGAGGAGGGCCGGUGGACCCCAACACUCAGGAACGAACCUUCCACUGUGAGAUCUGCAAUGUGCGGGUCAACUCUGAACUGCAACUAAAACAGCACAUAUCAAGUCGAAGGCACCGGGAUGGUAUGGCGGGCAAGCCUAACCCUCUCCUCAGCCGACACAAGAAGCACAGGGGAGCUGAUCUAACGUCUUCUUUGACCUUCUCCAAGGAUCUCACCAAAGCUUUGGGUGCCGGGCUGUUGCCCAACCCUUUGGCGGUUGCGGCAGCAAUGGCCGCCGCAGCGUCCUCAAACCCACUGGCUCUCCGCGCGGCUGCUCCCGCACACCAUCCACCUCAUCACAUUUUGCAAGGCCCGCCUCUCAGCCACGCAAUCCUGAGACCUGCCCCGGGGCCCAUCCGCACCACCCACGGGCCAAUCCUCUUCUCUCCUUACUGACACAUAACCAUCUGACUUCAGCCAGUCAGGAACAUCCACUCCAAAAGCACACUGUGAAGCUACAAACAUGAUCAACUAACAGCAAUUGAUAAGGGGGGGGAAAAAAUCUGAUAAUAUAAAUAUCUGACUGAGAGAAUAGCAAGGGAACAGUGGAAAGGAGUACAAGUCUCUAUUUUUCCCUUUACCUGAAACUCUCCAUUCACUCUCCCUCCAUUUCAAAAGACUUUUUGAGUGAUCUGCAGAUGGAAUUAUCAGAGAUUGAUAGUCAUUAUGCAUCAAACUCCCUUGUACAUUUCUCACCUCCUGGUCCCUCCCUUGCACUGUGGCCCUCUUGUGGCCACCUCAAUAGCUACAGAAGAAACACAUGCAGACCUUUCUAGAAACGUUCAACCACAUGUAGUGUUACAUAAUUAUUCCGGGACAGGUUGUUUUUUCCACCUGUCACCAUGGCUAAAUGUGUUCUUCUCAUCCUAUGCACCUCAAAAACAAAGACAAUAAUGUUAUGUCAGUAGGGUAGCUGCUUCCAUCAGUCUUUGCUGUGUGCGCCACAUGUAGCUGUACAGGCUUCAACGGCACUGUACAUGUCCUGCUCCGUGCCGGAGGUCAGCAGCUCUCCAAUUUGUGACAUUAGGUCUCCGCUAGAUACAACAUGACUUUGGCUGACAGGCAGGUGGUAGCCACAUCCGAACAUGUCUGAUGGUUGGGGGGAUGAGUGGAGCAGAAAAGUGACUGUGGGGGGUUGUUCUUUGCUGUCAUUUCCUGAGAGGGUGAGGUGAGAGGAAGGCUGGCACGGGUCACUGGAUGGAUUCACCACAGGCAACUUGCAGACAUACACAGGCCUGGACAAAUAUGUUUUAAAAUAGAUUGUACCAACAAAAAUUGCUACAAGGCACAUCUGCCAACCUCCAUAACAGUCAGAGAAUAGGCUCACCAAAGGGGAGAGGAGAUGAAAGAAGCAGCAGAAAUCACACAUUAAUACAUAUUGUACUGCCGGGUUUAAAUACUCGAUCACCAUCUUUAGCUUUGAUUGCAUUUUAUGGAAAGAAUUCUGCAGUUUUACGAACAGCAGUUUGAAAUAAAGUACUUGGGAGAGAGAAAGAGAGGAUAGGUGUUAUGGUUCAGCUUGGAUUAUUUCAAAGCCAAUCAUCAUCCUCACAUCUCCCUGGUCUUCAUUCGCAGGCUGACUGUGUAGGUGGGCAAGUAUGACUUGUGUACCACCCUUUGUCCUAAUUUCUUCUCCAUGCCACCUCACAACAGGAUGCUACACAGCGUUCUGCAUCACUGGGUUGACCUCUCCCAAUUCCUGCACUAUCCUUCUCCUCAGCUCCCUACUAUCCAAAGGUUCAUAUGAGUCUAUUGUGGGAGACACAUCAACACUGGCAACCACGAUGCUGAAAGGCAACAAAUUAAAUAGAGGAAGUUGAAAGCCAAAUACAUUCUUUGACAAAUGAUCUUGAGCUGAAGCGACAACCAAGCCAGAAGCCCAGAGAAGCCGCCCGGAGCAGGAGCCGAGACGUCCAGCCCAAGGCAUCUAUUGAUACUUCCUGUCUUACAACUGAAAGCCAUGAAACACACCAUGAUUUGUUUUCUUUUACAAAGACUGGUGAGCACUUUGUUUUUCUUGUUUGGUUUGGACUGUUGGUUUACAUUUAUAUCACACAUUUAAAAAAAAGAGCAAAAUAGAAAACAUGAUAAAAAAAAUAUUUUUGUAGGUAGGAAAUGUUAUUAACGUCAUCAAGGGAAACAAGGAAAAGGGUGAAAUUAUCAGAGAGUGAAUUAUAUAAGGGACUCAGCCAGAAUGAUAUAAACAGGCAGAUCGACUGACUGGGAGCCACAAACACUAGCUAAGCAGCAGCAGACUUAUCUUGCCUGACAGCUUGAAACUAACACCCUUUUCUGAACGAGAUGUACACUGUGCCCUUUCAUUGAGAAGCAAUGAGCUCUAAUGUCUUACCUUUGUCUGAAUAUUGCAAUGCAAUGAGCAAUUUUUAUCAGAGUGACUUGUUAUCAUUGUGACAUGUUGUGACAUAUUGUCUGGAGUCAUGUGUAAAGUGGGAGCACGCCAGCUGACUGACUUUUCUGUUCUUCCAUGGGGAGUGCAACUUCUUGAGGGGAUUGAGGUGGGGACGGAGAGACAGAGGUGUAGCUGGAGAUAGGGACUGACCCUUCAUAUUAAAGGGCCUUUUUACUAUGGUAAUCUCUGCUUGGGGAACAGGGUACAACACCAGGUAUCAAGGGAUUAAAGCUAGAUCUGUUCAACGGGUUUUUUGUUUUAUUUGGACUUAACGAAUUGCAUUUUGUUGUUGUUUUUGUUUUUUGUUUUCUGUGUGUGAGAAAUAUGUCUAAGUGAAAACCUAGAGGAACAUUAUCAAUGCCAUUACUUAAAAAGAGAAGCUGGCUCUGUGUCAGCUUCCACCAUUGUGCUCUUUUUGUUGCUGAACGUAAUCUUCAAGUUCAUUUUGUGAGUGAAAUGCUAUUCCAGCAUCCUUGCUUUUCUUCCUGUUGGUGUGUGUACUAUAAGUAUUCUAGUGUGUGUUGGGACCUGCUCUCUCCCCACUCCCCACCAAUCAGAGACAGAGGCAGCCUGGAUCUAUAAAGUGGCCUAACACAACUAUGGGGACAAAAACCUGCGUGUGUUUGGUACAGUGAGAUUCAUCAGUCGUUCUGGAUUCAGGUCACAGAGUUGACCAAUAACCGAGCCUUAUCAAAGUACUGCAAAGAUGUCCCUGGUAGGUCAGUCAAGUAGCACCACUUGUCCUUGAUAUGUUCAUAAAGUGGUAAACACCAGAGAGUCAUUUUCAUCAUUCACAUGUGGGAAAUAAAUGGUAUUCCUAUUUUCUGGGCAGGUAUUUCAUGUUAGCUGUGUUUAGGCUACUAGCCUUAGCCUUAUUCUGCCCUCGGUCUUUCUCAGAGCAGAGAGAGAGAGAUGGAGAGGCUAUGGUGUAAUUUUGUCUUGCCAAUAAAUUUAUUUUUGAAUUUCAUUAUUAGAGGGACAAAGACUUUGUAUGGCGAAUUGUAGCAAUACCUGACUCAUUCUGGCUACUCUUGUUUAUUGCAAUAAGAAAAUUAAACAAUAAAUGUGUAUGUGAGUAAAACAUUAUAAAUGUAAUUUAAAUGAAAAAGAAACUUUAUGGUAAGUACUACUGGUAUCAAGAGAAACCAUGGUGGAAAAAAGUAAAUGUCAAUAAAUCAUUAAAUGAUA